AUGGAUAGUGGUAAUGACACUGAAACUCAUAAUACUCCAUCAGAAUCAGCAGCUUCUGCAUCAUUUCUUCCACUUCCACCAUCUAGUUUAGGGAAAAGAAAACCAUCUAGGAAAUCAUCCAUAAUGUGGGAUCAUUAUGAGAAAAUAGAAAAUUCAGAUCCUGAUAAUCCUAGAUGUAAAUGCAAAUAUUGUGGCGGGGACUGUGCUUGUAAUAGUAAAUCUAGGACAAGUACUCUGUUGAAUCAUUUAAAUCAUUAUUGUAAGAAGUACCCUUAUAGAGUGCAAGAUAAAAAGCAAAAAAUCUUAACUUUUGGGGCCCAAAAUGAAAGUGAUGAAAGCAAUCUUUUUGCUGUUGGUUUUAAUAAGGAAGCAUGUGGGCUUGCAUGUGCUAAAAUGAUAAUCUUAGAUGAACUCCCAUUUAGUUUUGUUGAAAGUCGUGAUUUUAGAAUGUUUUGCAAAGUAGCAUGUCCUAAAUUUGAUCCUCUGUCUCAAAGAACGAUUGUUAGAGAUAUUUAUGCAUUGUAUUUGGAUGAGAAGUUGCAAUUGAAAAAUACAUUUUCUUUGAAUUGCCAAAGAAUUAGUCUUACCACCAACAUUUGGACUUCCAUUCAAAAUAUCAAUUACAUGUCUCUCACCGUACACUAUAUUGAUUCUAAUUGGAUGCUUCACAAAUGGAUUUUAAAUUUUUGUGUGAUUCCUAAUCAUAAAGGAGAGACAAUAGGAAAGCUAAUUGGGAAUUGUUUGUAUGAAUGGGAUAUUGAGAGGGUGUUUAUAAUCAUAGUUGAUAAUGCUUCUGCAAACAAUGUGGCAAUAGAAUAUAUUAAAAGGAAAUUGAAUAAUUGGAAAGGGUGGAAUUCCACCUACUUAAUGUUAGAAGCAGCUUUGAAAUUCCAAAAAGCUUUUGAAAGGUUGGAAGAGAAUGAUGGUCAUUAUCUAUCCUAUUUUAGAGAGGACGAUGGUCGUAGAAAAAGACUUGGACCACCUAAUUUUGUUGAUUGGAACAAUGCUCUUGUUUUUGUGAAGUUCCUUAAAAGCUUUUAUGAUGUAACUUUAAAGUUUAGUUCUUCACUGCAUAUUAGUUCCAAUGCUUAUUUUCAUGAAAUUUGUUCAAUUCAAUCUCAAUUAGAUGCAUGGAGUUUAAGUGGUGAAUAUCUUUUAAAUGAUAUGGCAACUAAAAUGAAGAGAAAGUUUGAUAAAUAUUGGGGUAAAAUGGAUGAUAUUAAUCCAUUGUUGUUGAUUGCUAUUGUGCUUGAUCCUAGAUAUAAAUUGGACUAUGUGGAGUAUUGUUUUGGUGAUGUUUAUGCUGAAGAUGUUGCUAGUUUGAUGACUAAGAAUUUGAAAGAAAUUCUAAUGUCUUUGUAUGAUUGGUAUAAGGCAAGUAAGGUGAUUCUUGAUUGCAAUCAAAGUUCAAAGGAUAAAGAACUUGAAAGUUGUAUGACUAAUGAAAAAUAUUCAGAAGUUGACAUUAAUCUCUUGAGAAUUUCCAAAUUUAAAAGGAAAAAGGCAACAAAGGAAUCUAUUGAGAUUAAAAAUGAUGUGGAUAGGUACCUAUUGGAUCCUUGUGAAGAUAUAUCAAAGAAGGAUUUUGAUGUUCUUAAUUGGUGGAGGGUUAAUGCUACUAAGUAUCCUAUCUUGUCCAAAAUUGCAAAGGAUGUAUUUGCAAUCCAAGUCUCUACCGUGGCUUCUGAAAGUGCAUUUAGCACCGGUGGAAAGAUUCUUGAUCCCUUUCAAAGUUCUUUAACCCCUAAGAUGGUGGAAGUUUUAAUGUGCACCCAAAAUUAG
Molecule: messenger RNA, 1782 nt
Organism: Ziziphus jujuba (common jujube)
Lineage: Eukaryota; Viridiplantae; Streptophyta; Magnoliopsida; Rosales; Rhamnaceae
Exons: 2
Coding region: 1-1782 (593 amino acids)
Molecular function (GO): DNA binding; protein dimerization activity
Source: RefSeq, a predicted model, not a curated record